CACAGAUAGAUAAAUACAUUAAAAGUAUUCACUUACAGAAGCUUCAUAGCUCUUUCAAGCUGUACAAUAUUCAAGUCUUAACUAUAACAUACUACUUGAGUAUCAAAAUCAAACCACAAUGUCCAUUGAAAAACAGAUAUGCAACUUCUUUUGUGGGGUCCUCCAUUUCCCCCUCUUUGCUAUAUCUUCUGCAAAAUGACAGCCUAAGUAAACAAACAGCCUGUAAAGAGCUGUUGGAAAAAACUUGAACUAAAAAGCUCUACUUGCAAUUGUGUGUUUUUCAUGGUUCCAUUGAGGUAUUCCUUACUGGGUUUUCUUUCUUUUUCCCUUUUUCUUCAUACCCUUUUCAAAUCUUGAAGUUUAGUGCAGAAAAAAUUGGUUCUUUUGUUGUUUUAUUCAUAGCUUAUUGCUUGUUCUUUUUUGCAUUCAAGAAAGUUCAAAUCUUGAAGAUUAGUGCAAUAAAGCUUAGUUCUUGAUGUUUUAUUCAUAGCUUAUUGCUUUUUCUUUUUUGCAUUCAAGAAAGUUCAAAUCUUGAAGAUUAGUGCAAUAGAGCUUAGUUCUUGAUGUCUUAUUCAUAAUUGCUUGUUCUUUUUGCAUUCAAGAAAGUUCAAAUCUUGAAGAUUAGUGGAGAAAAGCUUAAUUCUUUCUUGUCUUAUUCAUAGCUUAUUGCUUGUUCUUUUUUCAUUCAAGAAACUUCAAAUGGAUCUAUGAGUUCUAGUGGCAUUGAGAGAUGGACUAAUUAAUGGUUUGUAAUAGUAGUGUUUGAUUAAUUCUCUUUAAGGGAAUUUGGAGUUUGUUAAAAUGGGGAUGUGGAUGCAUUUGGUUUUAGUUUUUGUGUUGUCAAUUUUCUUGAUUCAUGAGGGCAAUGCUGCAUUCACUCCUCCUGAUAAAUAUUUGAUUGCUUGUGGAUCUUCCAAAAAUGUAACCUUUCUUGGCCAAAUUUUUGUUCCUGACACAACACCCCAUUCUUCAGUUUCUUUAGAAAAUGUAGAGAAUUCUAUUGCUGCAACAUCCAAUUCCACUGCUCCAUUUUCAGUAUACCAGUCUGCUAGAAUUUUCCACACUACAACAUCUUACAAGUUUGAUAUUCAUCAAGAAGGUCGACAUUGGGUUCGAUUGUAUUUCUAUCCUCUCCCUGGUCAUAACUUAACAUCUGCCUCAAUCACAGUUGUUACAGAAAAUUUUGUUCUGUUGGACAAUUUUAGCUUCAAGAGAUAUAAGGGUAGUUACCUUUUUAAGGAAUACUCAAUCAAUGUUACUACAGAUAGCUUGACUGUUGCUUUGAUCCCUUCUAAUAACUCAGUCGCGUUUAUUAAUGCGAUUGAAGUUGUAUCGGCUCCUGAUGAGUUGAUUCCUGAUCAAGCCGUAGCUGCAUCUCCACCAGCCCCUUUUAAUGGCCUUUCUGAGCUAGCCUUUGAAACUGUUUAUCGGUUGAACAUGGGAGGUCCUUUGAUUACUGCUCAGAAUGAUACGUUAGGGAGAACGUGGGAGAAUGACGUUAAGUACUUGCACGUCAAUAGUUCUGCCGCGAAUGUUUCAGUUAGCGCUGCAAGCAUAAAAUAUCCACCCACCAUUACUCCUGAUAUAGCACCAAAUUGGGUUUAUGCUACUGCUGAAACCAUGGGAGAUGCCAAUACUGCCAAUGGGAAUUUCAAUAUCACCUGGGAGUUCCCAGUUGAUCCAAACUUCAUGUACCUCAUCCGCGUACAUUUUUGUGAUAUUGUGAGCGAGUCCAUGAAUACUCUACUUUUUAAUCUGUACAUAAAUGAUGACAUUGCUAACGCGGACUUAGAUUUGUCAUCAACUGGUAAUUUGGACGUUCCGUAUUACAAGGAUUUUGUCUCCAACUCCACAACAAAUUCAGGUAUUCUGACAGUCAGUGUUGGUCCAGACACAGGAGCCGCCGAUUUGAGCAAUGCCAUUAUGAAUGGACUGGAAAUCAUGAAGAUUAGCAAUGGAGCUAGAAGCUUGAGUGGGGUUUCAUCUGUUGAGACUCUAUUUGUGCGGCCUCACAAAAAGAACAAGAAAGGUAUGAUAAUUGGUUCUGCUGUAGGAGGAGCAUCAGCUGCACUAGCAAUUAUUGGGUUGUGUUAUUGCUGCUUGGUAGCCCGCAGAUCAAAGACCUCACCCCAGGGGCACCCAUGGCUUCCUCUUCCCUUGUAUGGGAACUCUUUAACUUUGACAAAGAUGUCCACAGUUUCUCAAAAGAGUGGAACGGCAAGCUGUAUCUCCUUAGCUUCACCCAACCUUGGUCGAUUCUUUAGUUUCCAAGAAAUAAUGGAUGCUACUAAUAAAUUUGAUGAAAGCCUGCUUCUUGGUGUUGGUGGUUUUGGUAGAGUCUACAAGGGAACGCUAGAAGAUGGGACAAGGCUUGCUGUCAAAAGAGGCAACCCGAGAUCUGAACAAGGUCUAGCUGAAUUUCGAACAGAAAUUGAAAUGUUGUCCAAACUUCGCCACCGCCAUCUCGUGUCUUUGAUUGGCUAUUGUGAUGAAAGAUCAGAGAUGAUUUUGGUUUAUGAAUACAUGGCAAAUGGGCCUCUCCGAAGUCAUCUGUAUGGAACGGAUCUUCCGUCUCUUUCGUGGAAGCAACGUCUUGAGAUUUGUAUAGGUGCUGCUAGGGGGCUGCAUUACCUCCACACUGGUGCAUCACAGAGCAUCAUUCACCGUGAUGUGAAAACUACAAACAUACUCUUGGACGAGAACUUUGUAGCCAAAGUUGCUGAUUUUGGUCUGUCUAAAACUGGACCAGCUCUUGAUCAGACCCACGUCAGCACUGCUGUUAAAGGUAGCUUUGGGUACCUGGAUCCAGAGUACUUUAGAAGGCAGCAGCUUACAGAGAAAUCAGAUGUUUAUUCAUUUGGUGUUGUCCUAAUGGAAGUGCUCUGCACCAGACCCGCAUUGAAUCCUGUCCUACCACGGGAUCAAGUCAAUAUAGCUGAGUGGGCCAUGACUUGGCAAAAGAAAGGCAUGUUGGAUCAGAUAAUGGACCCAAAUCUUGCAGGGAAGGUGAAUUCAGCCUCCCUCAAGAAGUUUGGGGAGACCGCGGAGAAGUGUUUGGCUGACCAUGGCGUUGAUAGACCUUCCAUGGGGGAUGUUCUGUGGAAUCUAGAGUAUGCUCUUCAGCUUGAGGAAACCUCAUCAGCUCUGGCAGAGCCCGAUGAUAACAGCACUAAUCAUAUACCCAGCAUACCUUUGACACCACUUGAGCCAUUUGAAAAUAGUGUGAGUAUGAUUGAAGGGAUUAACUCUGGAACUGAUGAUGAUGCAGAGGAUGCUGCCACUAGUGCUGUUUUCUCCCAGCUGGUAAAUCCACGGGGAAGGUGAAAAGGAACAGUCUAUUGUGUAUGUGACAUCCCAUAAUUUUUAUUUUGUGGCAUCAACGAAAUAUUAAUGCGAUUUAUAAAUCUUUUCAUUCCUAGUAUUUGAGUCAAUUUUUCCUAAUAAAAUGCUCGAGUAUGUACUGUAAAUGAUUGUUGCAGCUGGGCAUCCUAUUGAAAUUUGUCUUUGUAAUACUAAGAGUUGUAACCUUGUUUGAACUAUUAUUACAUAGGUGAUAGAGUUGCCUUUUUACUCAUAGAUAUCAUGACUACAAAUUGUCAAAGCGUUGUAAUCAGUAUCUCAGAGAGAAAAUAUUAAUCAAUUGUUGCAGCACUUCAGCAGCGUUAUCUUC
Molecule: messenger RNA, 3670 nt
Organism: Capsicum annuum
Lineage: Eukaryota; Viridiplantae; Streptophyta; Magnoliopsida; Solanales; Solanaceae
Product: receptor-like protein kinase THESEUS 1
Exons: 1
Coding region: 802-3324 (840 amino acids)
Biological process (GO): protein autophosphorylation
Cellular component (GO): plasmodesma; plasma membrane
Molecular function (GO): transmembrane receptor protein tyrosine kinase activity; ATP binding
Source: RefSeq, a predicted model, not a curated record